This is a messenger RNA of Malus domestica (apple), 639 nucleotides long. Lineage: Eukaryota; Viridiplantae; Streptophyta; Magnoliopsida; Rosales; Rosaceae. The record is from RefSeq and is a predicted model, not a curated record.
CCCACUAAUACGUUUAAAAAUUGGCAGAGCAUGGUGGCAUGUGCUUUGGGUGGGAGUUUGUACCGUAGGAGAAGCUGUCGUACAUUCUUGAAGCAGAACAUCGUGCGGAGAACAUUCAGAGGAUUGGAACCAUGGGUUAAGAAAAUGGGUACAAAUUCAGAGCUGCGUUCUUCUUCCCUCAAAAUAAGAAGAAAACACUUCCUCAACACCAUAUUUUGGCACCUCAGGAUCAACCUGGGAAAGAACAGAACAAAACAGAGCACAAGCAUUAUCAAUUUAUUUGCUGAAGUAUUGCAGGCCUGCAGCUAUCUGCACGACUCCAACGAGCCACACCAAGCUUACAACAGGUUUGCACACCUGUAAAGCUCCCUCUUCCUCUUUCCCUCCCUCCAUUUUUUUUUUCUUACAAGUUUCAUGUUAACAUCAAUUUCUACAUCAAUGAAAUAGGAAUAGCUAGAUUUUGAACAACUAUUUAUAUAUAUAUAUGUAGAGUUGUCAAUAACUAUUAUAUACAUUUUAUAAAUACUUUGUACAUAUUUUGUAUAAAUACUUUUUACAUAUUUAUUUACACAAUGGUUACAACACAUUUAAUUCCUCAUUGUAACACAUACGCUUAUCAUCAAGUUGACAUUCCCGGGA